UCCCCCACUCAGAGCUGCAGAGAACUACCCCCAGGGCUUAUAUCAUCAUUUCUUAGCCUAGGGGUAAGGUAGGUCCAGACCCGCCCCUUCUCGGCUCCCUAUAAGAACAGCUGGGGACCUGGGAAUGCAGGGUCAGUCAUCCAUCCAUCAUGAAGCCUUCCAUGAAACCUGAGACCUUCCUGCUGGCCUCCACCCUUCUCUGCACCCUCCUGGGUCUGGGGUACCCGCUAAGCUGUGAGGUGUGUACCAGUGACGGUCCCAACUGCAGUGGAAAACUGCAGACUUGUGCCCCGGAUGAAGACUCCUGCAUGGUUGUCUUGACUGAGAGCAACAGAAAGGGCUCGUUGGCGGUGACCAGCUACAAGGGGUGUGCGAAAUCCAGCGAGUGUGACUCAGGAUCCUUCGCCAUCACCAUGAACACUGAGAACUACAUGGGGUCCAGGAGGCGCUGCUGCCAGGAUGAUGGGUGCAACCAGGACCCACUGCCCGCGAUCGUGAGAAACCACACAGAGAAUGGCCUUCGGUGUCCUUCCUGCAUCGCUGCCUUUACGGAAACAUGCACUUCGACUCAGGAAGCGGUCUGCGUUGGUGAGGAAACCCACUGUGUCACCGUGUCUGGCCUCGCACAGCCUGGUAUCAAAUUUGCGGCCCGGGGCUGUGGUACAGAGACCGCCUGCCACAGCAAGCCUGGGACCCUGGUGCCCUCAGGCUCUCGUUUGUUGACCAUCAAGAAGACCAGCUGUCGUCCAAGCCCCCAGGCUUCUGGCAAGGCUGAGUGAAGAACUGAGGCCCACGUGGUGUCUGGUCUCCAUUCAUUGUCAGCUGUGUUUCUAGAAAUUUCUACAG
Messenger RNA from Dama dama (fallow deer), 846 nucleotides. RefSeq names its product phospholipase A2 inhibitor and Ly6/PLAUR domain-containing protein-like. The transcript is spliced from 5 exons. NCBI's taxonomy places the organism in Eukaryota, Metazoa, Chordata, Mammalia, Artiodactyla, Cervidae. Gene Ontology annotation, molecular function: phospholipase inhibitor activity. Gene Ontology annotation, cellular component: extracellular region. The record is from RefSeq and is a predicted model, not a curated record. The coding region runs from base 150 to 779 and encodes 209 amino acids.